ACCAAACCAGUGCACAGCUAAGAAAAACAAAGUACCUAAUAAGCAACCUUCUUCCCAUCAGGCUGGAGUUCAUCAAGGAUCUGAACCUGAAACUGGAGCCUACGAGUACGCAGAGGAGGGAGAGCAACAAGGCUGGCUCCCAGCCCAUCCAAGGCCGAAGCGAGCAACGCUAGAGGAUGGUGACAGUGCGGGAUGAGAUGCGCAAGGGGCCAUGGACAGAGCAGGAGGACCUGCAACUGGUACGCACUGUCCGCCUGUUCGGUGAUCGCCGUUGGGAUUUCGUUGCCAAAGUCUCAGGUUUGAGGGGUGGGAGACCUGCAAAUUAGGUAGCCAAUUUUGCAAGCCCUUGGCACAAAGAUGCAAACAGCAUGCAGUCUCAUUUUUCUCUAACCAGUUCUGUCUUCAUAUGUCACCUUAUCUAUGGUCGUGUAGGCCUUAACAGGACAGGCAAAAGCUGCCGCCUUCGGUGGGUCAACUAUCUCCACCCUGGCCUCAAGCAUGGGCGCAUGUCGCCACAAGAGGAACAUCUUAUUAUUGAGCUCCAUGCUCGAUGGGGUAACAGGUGGUCUAGGAUAGCAGGGAGGCUGCCAGGGCGCACGGACAAUGAGAUCAAGAACUACUGGAGGACACACAUGAGGAAGAAAGCACAAGAGAGGACGACAGACAUGUCCCCGUCGUCCUCCUGCUCAUCGUUUACGUACCAAUCUGGACUCAUUCAGAUUGCACCAAUCACUGGCAAGGAGGAAGGCAGCGCUAGUAAUGGCAGUACCUCCAUCUCAAGUGUGCUUAAGAGCAAUCAGAGUGUCAUGGAUGGAUAUUCCAUGGAUCAGAUAUGGAGGGAGAUUGAGGCACCUGCGAUGCUGCCCAUUGAUGAUAAAGCAUGCGGUAAUCUUGCAUGUCCUCUGCUGCCAUCUCCUGUGGGAGACUGCUACUACUCUGAGGUAGUGUGGAAGAUGGACGAUUACGAUACCAAGAUUUUGGCUCCAGAAAUUGGUUAUGUUACAGGAGGAGGCUCCUGCUAUUGAAAGCUGAAGCCAGAAGGGUGGAGGUCAGAUUACUAAGAUACAUACAUAUGCUUAACAGAAUUACCAGUACCUAUGUAUAUGCUUGCCAGAAUUGCCAGUAACUAUGUUUGCAAUAGUUUGGAUCUCAAUAUUUACAUGUGUACUGUAACAUUACAGAUUUUCAGGUGUGCUCAUGAUGUGUGUGCCUAUCUAGCGUGUAAAAUAGGUUGCCCUUGAUAGUAUACAAGGGCAAUUUAUAUGCAUCAUGAUACAGCGUCAGUCUGCAGUAAUAAAUUUUGGUAAAGCUAUUGGUUUGACAUAAAUGUACAUUGUACACCAUUACGUAUAUGAAUAUAAUAUUCCACCUACGUGGUUCUCAU
This is a messenger RNA of Brachypodium distachyon (stiff brome), 1384 nucleotides long. RefSeq names its product myb-related protein MYBAS1. The coding region runs from base 369 to 1025 and encodes 218 amino acids. Gene Ontology annotation, biological process: regulation of DNA-templated transcription. The record is from RefSeq and is a predicted model, not a curated record. The transcript has 2 exons. Gene Ontology annotation, molecular function: sequence-specific DNA binding; DNA-binding transcription factor activity. Lineage: Eukaryota; Viridiplantae; Streptophyta; Magnoliopsida; Poales; Poaceae. Gene Ontology annotation, cellular component: nucleus.